UACUACUACUACUACCAAUACUACUACUAGUACUACUACUAAUUAUUAGUACCCCUGUAACAUCCCAUAUACUAUCAAAAAAUUAAUAAUCUUCUACUUAUAGUUAAUGAUAUACUUAAUAUGCUCAAUACACGUGGUUACCAUUUUGAAGAAAAAUACCUUCUUUUUUUUUUCUUUUGCAUCAUUGACUAGUUACUUAUUCAUUAUUGGUGUAGAUUAAUUGAAUCCGACUAAUAUCGUAGAUCUUAGAUAUCUAGUAUCCAACUUACUUACUUAAUAGAUAAUUUUAUUUAGUUAGUAACAAUUCACAUAUAUUUUUUUUGGUACUAUUAUGAUCACUUUCUUGUCUGUAUAAAUGUGUACACACUAGAUAACAUGUGACAGCCUACACAUAUAUCUCUUACUAGAUUAAAUGUUAAUGGCUUAUAUAUGGUUCAAUGUAUUAUUCUCUUCUAGAUAUUAUAUAUAAGUAUUGGGAUCCUAUUAUUUGCCUUUUGCUUUAGCUAGCCACGCCUUCAUCGAUUUGACUAUUUGUUUGAACACACACACACUUUUCCCCCCUGUCUGCUUCACAUUCACUCGAUAUGCUUAUAACUUUGUUUUUUUUGUUCUAUUCACUAAUAAACUAUAGUUGCUGCUUCUUAUUGGCUUCUGAUUUUAAACACCGUUGAGAUUUAAAUAAUAACGGUUAGAAAGCAAAACGAUUUAAUUAUUAUUAUCAUUAUAUAAAUUUAUCAACAAUAAACUACUACUACUACUAAUACUACUGAUAAUAAUAAUGCUAAAUCCAGAUGAACUUGAUGCCAUUGAAAAAUUAAAUGAAUUAUGUGAAAAAGAAGAAAAAUUAAAUAAACAAUCAAUAAAAAAGAAUCAUAAAACUCAUCAUCAUCAUCAUCAUCAUCAUGAUGAACAUCAACACCAACCACAUCAUCAUCAUCAUCAUCAUCACCAUAGCAACAAUAAUAAUAAUUUAUCAUCUAUAUUUCAUUGUAGUGAAACACGUACAAUUAAAUCAACUAAUUCAUUAAACAAUACUACUAAUAAUAAUACUACUGAUAACAAUACUACUAAUAAUAGUAAUAAUACUACUAAUAAUAGUAAUGAUAAUAAUAAUAAUAAUAAUAAUCAUUUAAUUCCAACUGGUUUACCUAGAAUACAAACUAAAAUCAGUAUUAAAAUUUUAAAUACUAAUUGUUGUAUUACAAUUAAAUUAGAUCCAACUACAAUAAUGAAUACUGUGAAAGCAAUGUAUAAUUUAAAUGAACAAAUUAUUAUUAUUGGUUAUCAACGUUUAAUUAUAUUAAAUACAUUAGAACAAUUACCAAUUACAUUUAAUGGUAUCAUUGAACAAAAUGAUCAUUUUAAUUAUAAUUUAAUUACAUAUAUUGAACAUAAAUAUAAAAUUAAUUUAAAUAUGUAUUAUUUAAAUUCAACGCGGGUAAAACAAAAACAAAAUAUUGUUUAUAUUAUAAUACCAAGGAAACUAACAUCUCAUGAUAAUAUAUAA
Messenger RNA from Schistosoma rodhaini, 1507 nucleotides. The record is from the annotation of a GenBank genome assembly. Lineage: Eukaryota; Metazoa; Platyhelminthes; Trematoda; Strigeidida; Schistosomatidae.